AUGCUGUCACCAGAAUCAUCAGUAACAAAAUUCAGGGUAAAAAAGUUCCCAGUAACCGAUGGGAACGGCAACAACUUUAGUCACCAUCAAAUCGAACAAAUAGCCAACGAGCCAGUUGCAAAAGUGACUAGUUGUUUACGAUGCAGAAAAUUGAAGAAGAAAUGCAAUAAAGCCAAACCAGAAUGUUCAAACUGUGAUAAAGCUGGCGAAGAGUGUCAGUAUGUUCCAAGGAAACAGAGGGUGACAAAGAGAGAUAAAUUGAAAUUUAACGGGGAUGGACCAUCGACCCCACAACAUGACAAUAAUAAUAAUAAUAAUGCACUCAACUCAACGAGUCCAAAUGUGGUACAUCAAAGUCUUGAGAAUUUGAGUCCGGCGAUUCUGGAUAGUCUGUCGUACUUGACUCAACAUCUGGACCAAAUGCAAAUGCAAGCGCAAACCCAAACCCAAACCCAAACUCAAACGCAGCAAGCAAGAUUGUUUCAUCCUCAACUCCACACAAACUAUAGCAUGCCGUACGCUAGUAUCGAACACAAUCAUUCGGAUUUGAGAUCUAUGACGCCGAUCAAUGGACAACAACGACACCCAGAGCAUGAUAAGCAGCAGGAGCAACAUCAUCAUUCGAAUCAACAUCAGGUACAGCAACAGCAACUGCAACUGCAACUCCAACUCCAAGAACAACUGCAACUGCAGACGGAUGUCCCAUUGCAAGACCACAAUACCGUUCAUGAUGGGCAAUCAUUUCCCACAAACACCACUCCACCAGCCACUUUAAAUCCAAUCGACGCUCGAGCACCAAGCUUUGAUGCAUACCCGAAACAAAUUUCAAAAGUGUUGUAUGGUGCAGUUGGCAUCAAAACAAAUUCUAAUGUCAGUAUUAUACCACCGAUAAUUGAUAAAGUAUUGUUGACGCGGAUCAUGAAUGCAUUUUUUAUGCACACAUACAGGAUAUGUCCCGUGAUCAACAAGAAUGAAUUUCUUGUCAAGUUUAAUCAAAUGUUUCAGGAUGACGAUAGUGAUUGUGUGUCAUUGGAGGAGUUCCUGGAUCAAUAUGAAUUGUAUAUGGUGUUGGCAAUUGGUGGCACACAUUUGGAAAGAUCGGGAAUCAUUGGUAGGGAGAAACGCAUUUCGGAAUAUUUUGUCUCCAUGGCAUUGGCAAGUGUACACAACAAUAUUUCCAAGAAUGAUAUCGUUAGUAUGAAGAACUUGAUGUUGUUGGCAUUGUACUCAUUCUUCAAUCCUGCUGAAUUUAUCGCUUGGGAAAUUGCUGGUAAAUUGGCAAGAAUGGCUAUUCAUUUAGGUUUGAAUCAGGCAGUCUCCAAACAAGAAUCUGAGCGCAUGACGGUGCGGCAAAUUGAAAUGAGAACGAGACUUUUGUGGUCGGUUUAUACUAUUGACCGAUUAACCUCGGUUACUUUGGGUAGGCCAGUGGCGCUUCAUGAUGACGACAUAAAUGUUCCCUUGCCACAGAUUCUAGAUGAUGAUGAGUUGGAUGAUAUAACAACUUACCGAUUGGUCAUUCAUUUAAGGCAAAUUGAAGGUCAAAUUUUGCGAAGAGUACACUCAGUCAAUGUUCACAAGCAAUUCCAAAACAAAGGUCAGUCUGAAGAGGAGUUACGCGAGCAAGUUUUGCAAGAAUUGCGCAAUGAGAUUGAAGAAUGGCAUAGUAAAGCAAACGAAUUGGAGCAUACCACAACAAGACCGAAACAGUCGUUAGCUUUUAGGGCGCUGAUACCGUGGUUUACGGCAAGAUAUAAUCAUUUGCUCAUUCUACUUUACCGUCCCUCAUACUUGAACCCACAACCACUGCAGGAUAAACUCGAUACUUUGGGUAAAGCAUGUUUACAAACAUUAUCAUCGACGUACAAAUUGUUCAAGUCGAAAUCACUCCCACUAAAUUGGACCACGUUAUACCGAUUUCUCAUGGUGUGUACUACAAUAUUGUAUUGUCUAUGCAAAUGGGCAAUUGAUCUAAUGGAGUCGAAAACAGAGAUUUGCUAUUGUAUAGAGAUUUUUCAAGCAUUUGGAAGUGAUUGGGUUGUGGCGAAAAAAUGCGCCGAGGUUUUCAAAAAAAUUGAAAACAAGUUGUUGGAGAUUACUUUGACUGAUGGACAUACCAGUGAUAUGGACAAUUUGUCAAAAGAGCUUCUUGGGGCAUCGAGUUCUUACCAUGAGAUAUUAAAUGUACAUUCUGUGGAUCUAUGCAUUGACAGUCAAUACAUGUACGGGUUUGAGAGCUGA
This is a messenger RNA of Lodderomyces parapsilosis, 2241 nucleotides long. RefSeq names its product Stb5p (gene STB5). The record is from RefSeq and is a predicted model, not a curated record. Gene Ontology annotation, molecular function: sequence-specific DNA binding; zinc ion binding; DNA-binding transcription factor activity, RNA polymerase II-specific. The coding region runs from base 1 to 2241 and encodes 746 amino acids. NCBI's taxonomy places the organism in Eukaryota, Fungi, Ascomycota, Pichiomycetes, Serinales, Debaryomycetaceae. Gene Ontology annotation, biological process: positive regulation of transcription by RNA polymerase II; DNA-templated transcription. The transcript has a single exon.